Gallus gallus (chicken) is the source of this 2890-nucleotide messenger RNA. RefSeq names its product neuroplastin (gene NPTN). Lineage: Eukaryota; Metazoa; Chordata; Aves; Galliformes; Phasianidae. Bases 165 to 1010 code for a protein of 281 amino acids. The transcript has 7 exons. The record is from RefSeq and is marked validated.
GGGGCCGCCCCGCCCAACUCUCGCGAGAGCCGCCGGUGGCGUCGAGGGAGCCGGCGCUGCGCUGCGGUAGGAGGUCGGCGGAGAAGGACGGAGCCGGAGCCGCUUCGCCGCCCUCCUUCCUCCCUUCCCUCCCUCCCGCCUCGCUCCCCUCCGCAGCCGGGAGGAUGCCGCGCUCCGGCCCGCUCCCCGCCGCCUUCUCCUUGCUGCUGCUGACGGCCGCGCUGCUGCCGGUGCCCUCCGCCGCGCAGAACGAGCCAAGGAUCAAUGCCAGCGAGGACGUAACCAUCCAAGUUUAUGGUCAGGCCGCCAUCACAUUACAGUGUAACCUCACCACCAGUCCCAGCCCCCUCUCUGCCAGCUACUGGGUGAAGAAUGGAGAAGAGAUUCCUGGCACUAGAAAAACCUCAAACACUACAGAAUACAAGAUUUUGAAGCCCAGAGCAGAAGAGUCAGGGGAAUACUUGUGCGUGUUUGUGUUUUCAAACUCUCCUGUAGCCAACGCCACUAUAGAAGUGAGAGCUAUCCCUGACAUCACCGGCCACAAGCGAAGCGAGAAUAAAAACGAGGGGCAGGAGGCACUCAUGUACUGCAAGUCUGUGGGCUUCCCACAUCCCGAGUGGGUGUGGCGCAAGAAGGUCAAUGGAGUGUUUGAGGACAUCAACAACUCUUCUGGAAGAUUCUUUAUUUCAAAUAAAGACAACUACACUGAGCUCAGCAUCACAAACCUACAGAUCAACGAGGAUCCCGGCGAGUACCAGUGCAACGCCACCAACCAGAUCGGCUCCACGUCCGUCACAACCAUCCUGCGUGUCCGCAGCCACUUGGCUCCUCUCUGGCCCUUCCUGGGGAUCCUGGCAGAAAUUUUUAUCCUCGUUUUCAUCAUAGUUAUUUAUGAGAAAAGGAAGCGGCCAGACGAAGUCCCAGACGAUGAUGAACCAGCUGGGCCAAUGAAAACCAAUUCUACAAACAAUCAUAAAGAUAAAAACUUACGCCAGAGAAACACAAAUUAAAAAUGCUUAUCAUGUAAGUAUGACUUGCACACAUCUCAGAAACGCGCAGACUAAAGUCCUCCUUUUUCUGUCAUGGUUUGGAUGUGUAAACUUAACUGGUUCCAUGUGCUAAAGUUACCACUGCUCAGAGGAUGGCGUGUGCCUUCCUGGCACGCUUCUGAGCGCUGGGGGGUAUCGAAGAUUUUCCUCAUGAGAUACGUAGGCAGUUUAAUGAUUCCUAGCUCCCUAGCUCUACGUAAUCGCUACCAUCGCUAAUAAAAAGAACUCCCCUAAUUCCUUCUUAAAGUCUGGAAGCUAACCUUGGUCGGAAAGCAUCUAUCUCCGUUUAAGACCGCGUUGGAUGUUAAGCGCUUUGUUGACGUACUGUUGUGGCAUGCGAUGUUGGAAAUGCUGUCAGGCAUUGACUAGCACCUUUUCUCAUUUCUUUUUUAGAGCUUUAAGUUUCUGAGAGACUGAUGGCAAUAUGACCUGCUAAAUUUAAGGGUUGGAACUCUUGGUUCUAGAACUCCAGUUCUGUCUGAUUUUUCUUUUUUCUUUUUUUUCUUCCUUUUCAAGUGAGCAACAAUAUGACUGUCUAAAGCAUGCCUUAUUUAGCCUCUCCUGCAAGGAUGACCUAGUCAGAUAAACUUUAAUACUGCUUCAGUGUAGAAGGUGUAAACUAUUUUGGGCUUGAUGUGCUGUGAAUGUUGCUUUUUUUUUUUUUCUCCUUACUAUAUUUAAACAUUAGGAGUAGUAAGUCGGAUCACGCAUGCGCCAUUUUUUACUUACCGUAGCUGUUAAAUUGGCAAAGCUCAAAAACGCACUGCUGCCAUCUAGUGAUACUUUUUGUAAAGUACGGCGAGACUUACAAAUAUAUACAGUAUAUAUUUAUAUUUGGGGGGAGGAGAAAAACCAAAAUCCAGUAAUCGUGUUUCAUUUUGAAGCUGCUGAUGUUCAUUCCUUACUGUAUGUCUGAUAGAUGAGAGGGUGACGCUGUUCUGGUGCAUAGAGAAGGAAUUCUAAGUUGAAAUAUAUCUUAAGGGCUUAACCUAUAUAGAGAGACUCGGGUGUCCUGCGGUCAGACUUCAGAAGCCGGAACAGUUCGACAAGGUGGUGGUGAAAUGCAGUUUGAAACAAAAACAAAACUUCAGUUUAUAAAUAUAUAUAUAUGAUUGCUUUUUAAGUGAUUUUUUUUUUUUUGUUAACUCAUGUAAAUUCUCAAAUCCUUUUGCACUGAUGUGUUCAACAUAUUCUUGUACAUUCAAUUCAGGCAAACUUUUAUAAUUUUUUUUUUGUUUAAAUGAAACGUUACAGCAUGGUGAUAUUCUAUGCAACUAGUUAUCUUUAGUUUGACACUGUAAUUUCUCAUGAUUUAAAGAUUGUAGAAAUAGACCUAACAGGGUUCUCAUGAUGUGCGUAACUGUAGAUGCAUGAACUUGUGUUCUGUGUAUUUGUUGAAGUGCAAUGAUGUAUAAAAAAAAAAAAGUGGAUUCACCUGUUUUUAAAAAUAAAACACUGACAAAAACGUGCGAGACUUCCAAAUAUUUAAUGGCACUUAAGCUGCGUACCUUGGAGCGGGCGUUCCAGCGGUAACGCGUUACACGUGGCUCAGCCUUCCACCAGUUUUUUCAGUUCCUUCUCCACGUCCUCCACAAACGCUGGGAAGUGUUGGUCCAUCAGGCAUAAGCGGAUGAAGGGUCCCAGCUCUUGCGCGCUCCACGCUGAAUGCCGGUACGCCAGGGGCAGCUCAAACUUCUGAUUCAGCACAGACUGCAAAGGAACAACAAAGCUGUUGCACUGAUCUCGUACAUACAAGGUAGCGACACGUGGGUUUUGUAACGAUGCAGCUACGUCAGGUUUUUCCUUCGGCAUUUAAUAAAGAUGCAUCUGCCUUGUUAUUA